Molecule: messenger RNA, 1496 nt
Organism: Aspergillus versicolor CBS 583.65
Lineage: Eukaryota; Fungi; Ascomycota; Eurotiomycetes; Eurotiales; Aspergillaceae
Product: putative MFS transporter
Exons: 3
Biological process (GO): transmembrane transport
Cellular component (GO): membrane
Molecular function (GO): transmembrane transporter activity
Source: RefSeq, a predicted model, not a curated record
UCAUGGCCCACGAAACAACCCCCCUGCUCCACCCCGGAAAGCACAACCACCAAGCCCACUGGAUCUUAAUCCUCCUCUGUAUUGUAAUCGUCACAAUCGACUUUGGCAGCGCUCUGUCCGCCGCCCCGCAGACCCAGAUCCUAGAGGACAUCGUCUGCCGCGCCCUCCACCGCGAUGCAGUCAUUUCUGCAUCAACAUGCAAGGGCGCCGACGUCCAGAGCGAACUUGCGCUGAUCAACGGCUGGAAAGAAACUUUCGAUCAAAUCCCGGGGAUUAUUAUCGCCCUGCCAUAUGGCUUCAUGGCUGAUCGGGUCGGCCGAAAGCAGGUCGCGAUGCUGAGUAUGUUGGGGCUAACGCUGCAGGAGGUUGCUGUGCGGAUAAUCUGCUGGCAUAGUCCUACAAUAUCCCCACGCGCGAUCUGGUUUACAUCUGUAUUCCAACUCUGUGGCGGCGGAGCUCAGAUCGCCAGUUCGAUGGUGUUUACUAUUAUGUCGGAUAUCUUUCCUGUUGACAAAAGAACGAACAAGUUCUUCAUGUUACAAGCCGCCAUGCUAGUGACUGAGAUUGUCGGUAGUCCGAUCAGCGCAUGGCUGAUGACUAUAUCUUCACCUUGGCUUCCGUAUCUUCUUGGGCUGUUCUGUGAAUUUCUUGCCCUGACUGCUUUUCUGGCUAUUCCGGAGACACUGCCGGGGAAGCUGGACUCCGACUAUUCGCACACAGCGGACGACACAAACAGAGCAGAAAACAAACGAGUUCGGGUCAUCAAACUCGCAACGACGCAAAUGCUACGCGUAAAGCAACUGAUAUGGGGAAAUAGAAACGUCCUCGCAAUAACGGCGGCAUUCUUUUCCGCGACUGCAGGCAUACAGGCCAAGGGGCUAGUACUGCAGUUUGCGUCAAAGAAAUUCUCCUGGUCAAUGGGGGAAGCAAGUCUCCUCUUCUCGCUAAAAGGAAUAAUAAACCUAGUUCUCCUACUGGCCAUUCUCCCUGCACUGUCCGAGCAAUUACAAACCCGCUUUGGGCCGGCCCGAAGGGACCUCUUAAUCGCCCAAGGGAGUGCUCUCUUCCCUGUCUUUGGAUUCACUCUCAUGGGGUUCGCCUCGCACCCAGCUCUAUUUAGCACCGGAAUGACGAUUCUCGCGCUUGGCUCGGGAUUCUAUGCUGCGCUGCGUAGUCUGGCUAGUUCGUUGGUGCCAGAGACACAGGCUGGACUGCUGAAUACGACUAUUGGGUUAGUGCAGGGCGUUGGGGGUAUGGUUGCUGGUCCUGCACUUGCGGGGGCGUUUAGUUAUGGUAUGAAACUUGGGGGACCGUGGAUUGGACUGCCGUAUUUUGUUGCUGCUGUGUUGUUUACAGGUGCUGGGCUGGGGAUUUGUGGGGUGACCCUAAGCAAUGCGCCUGAUGAUGGGUUCGUAUAGAUAAUAUAUUUGAUUUAAUAAAGACGCCUGUAGACCAAAUCCGCGACCGGCUGUCUUACUAUCUUGAUCCAUAUCAUU